This is a messenger RNA of Pelobates cultripes (western spadefoot toad), 2214 nucleotides long. The record is from the annotation of a GenBank genome assembly. Lineage: Eukaryota; Metazoa; Chordata; Amphibia; Anura; Pelobatidae.
AUGUCUGCACCACGAAAGAAAUUGUCUGGUGCUGCUUUCCGAAAGAAAAGAAGGCUGCAAGAAGAAGACACUUCUAAGAUGGCUGGAUCAUUAAAUAGGUUCUUUAAACCUGAUCCAGUAUUAAAAUCUGUAAGCGAGACUAAAGAGAAUCGUGAAGCUGUAGAUGUCGAACCACACCCUUCUACUUCAACUACUACUGUGGGCGAACAUUCUUUGGGCAUAGAAAGUGAUACAAACACCGAGGAAGAGAGUUCACAGAAAUCAUCAUCAUCAGAAGAUGAAAAUGGAAAAAGCAUGCUGGUAGACCUCUUUGAUCCAGCUGACUGGCCUGAAAUGCUUACUAGCUCACUAAAAGAAACCAUCGUUCUGAAAGGUCUGGCAAAGCCAAAAGAGCACUUUGCAUUUCCUAAAGAUGCAUCCAAGAGACGGUUUACAUCAACCCACUAUAGAUGGCGCCUUGGAAAUGGUGAAGUGCAUGCUAGAAAGUGGCUUAGUUAUUCUCCUAGACUGGACAAAAUAUUUUGCUUUUGUUGUAAACUCUUUACAACUACAAAAAUGAGCCUGACAACGUGAAGCUACGAUGAUUGGAAAAAUUUGUCCCAGUGUCUGGCUACACAUGAAGUGUCUCCAUCUCACUUCACUGCUAUGGGAAACUGGACAGAACUGUUAACAAGGCUUGGGUCUGGAAGUACUAUUGACCAUUCAUACCAAAGAUUAUUGGCAACUGAAACGCAGCACUGGCAGAAUGUUCUUCAGCGGCUUGUUCAAUAUCUUGGGAAGCAGUGCUUGGCCUUCAGGGGCAGCAGUGACAUGCUGUACUCUGAAAAUAAUGGAAAUUACUUGAAACUUGUAGAAAUGAUGGCAACAUUUGAUAGUGUGAUGCAAAGCCACUUGAAAAAGAUACAGAAUUCAGAAAUUCAUCAGCAUUAUUUAGGAAAAGACAUCCAAAAUGAACUAAUUGGUUUAAUUUCAAAAGAAAUACGGAGACACAUUCUACGGUUGCUUAAGGAUGCCAAGUACUAUUCCAUUAUACUUGACUGCACCCCUGACAUCACUCUUGUUGAACAGAUGACUAUGGUUUUCAGGUUUGUAUCUGUUAAGCAAGGAGACUCGCCAAUUGCAAAUCCUGAAAUACACAUUGAGGAAAGAUUUCUUGGUUUCCUGCCAGUUCACAACUCAUCUGGAGAAGGAUUAACAGAGGCAAUUUUGAAUGAGCUUGAAAUGCUGAAGAUACCACUCAGUGAUAUGAGAGGUCAAGGGUAUGAUAAUGGCUCCAACAUGAAGGGAAAGCACUCAGGAGUACAAAAAAGAAUCAUGGACCUGAACUCACGUGCUUUCUAUGUCCCCUGCUGUGCUCAUUCCUUAAAUCUUGUAGUAAAUAAUGCUGCUAUGUGCUGUAGGGAUGCCAGUACAUUUUUUUGCAUUCUUCAGAAAAUAUAUGUUUUUUUUAUCAGGUUCAACAAAUCGAUGGGAUGUUCUAAAAAAGCAUGUGAGUAAGCUGACAGUUAAGCCGCUAUCCGAUACUAAAUGGUCAAGCAGAAUUGAUGCUAUUCGGCCAUUUAGGUUCCAUGUUGGAGAAGUGUAUGACACCUUAAUUGAAAUCGGAGGUGAUAUGAAUUUUGCUGCUCUUGCUCUUACCCUAUCUUAGAACCUAAAAAUAAAUUUAAAGUGGAAUGUUUCUUCACAAUAUUAGACACAACAAUAAAAUCUGUACAUGAAAGAAAUGAACAGCUUAAAUUUCAUUCCACGCAUUUUCAAUUUUUGAAUGACAUCCACAAGCUAAAAGAUGUGCAAAAAGGAGAACUCCUGCAGUUCUGCAUGGAAUUGCAGAAUGUCUUAACCGAUGUAAAAUCAAAGGAGUCUGAUGUAGAUGGAAGGCAACUGUGUGAAGAACUUGCUGUAUUGGCUCCUGUUAGUAAACCUUCGAUGACACCUGUUGAUAUUUUGGCCUACGCAGUGAGGAAUGGAUUUGCUCCAAAUGUGGCAAUUGCACUUCUAAUUAUGUUGACCUUACCAAUCACUGUUGCCACAGGUGAGCGAAGCUUUUCGAAACUGAAAAUUAUAAAAAAUUAUCUUCGUUCUUCAAUGUCCCAAGAACGGCUUGUGGGACUUGCCAUGAUAGCAAUAGAGAAUCGGACGGCCCAGGAGAUUGACUUUGAAACAUUACUGAAGAACUUUGCGAAUGCCAAAGCAAGACAAGUUAAAUUUAAUUAG